Molecule: messenger RNA, 1311 nt
Organism: Penicillium crustosum
Lineage: Eukaryota; Fungi; Ascomycota; Eurotiomycetes; Eurotiales; Aspergillaceae
Exons: 2
Coding region: 1-1311 (436 amino acids)
Source: RefSeq, a predicted model, not a curated record
AUGCCCGGUAGAAUUGAUACAAGAUGGCGUGAAACAGCACCCGGCUUGUACCAGCGAACGGCAACUCCGAUGGAGCGGUGGAUGACAAUGAUCACAGAGACUGGCCGAAAAUUCGGCAAAGAGCACUUUGUACUCACGGUAGCGCUGAGGUUACAACUGAAAGAUGGGGUUUCGAGCUUUCUACCGGAGCUGCGUCGGGCAUGGGGGGUUAUCCGCCAGAAGCACGCCUCCAUCGCCAGCGUUCUAGAUCGACACUCUGGCAUCUGGACCUACGUUGCCACCUCUAAAUCUGAGAUUGCCAGAUGGCUCAGUGAGACAUUCAUUGUGAUCCCAUUUGGCAUGUCUGUAACUGCACUGCGAAACCAAACUCGUCCACCAAGGCGGCCGACGUUGUUCGUGCUGCCUUCUUCGGAAGAAAUCGUCUUGCAGGCACCUCAUACCUCAAUUGAUGGCAAAGGACUGAUGUUUAUAGUCGACAACUUGCUUAGCAUUGCUUCCUCCGUGCAUCAGGAGGAGCCUAGCUAUAACAUAAUCAAUUUAUCGCCUUCAUUUCGAGUGGCUGCUAGUCUUCCCCCGUCAACAACGACGAUAGGCGACGAGCAGCAGUGGACAAUGUCCUUGCCCAUGAAGAUACAAGACAAGAGAUGGAGUGAUCGGGCGCCAAAAAAAACGAACCGCAUUGUCCGAGCUUUGCCCGAGAGCGAGACGCGGGCUUUACUGGCGGUGCUGAAAACAAAAGGCCUCACCAUCACGCAUGCUGUCCAUGCGGCGAUCGCAUGCGCAACGAAGAAAUUUAAUACCAACCCUGUCUCCGAAGUAUACGCCGGUGCGUUCAAUGUUGAUGGUCGCAAUGCCUACGGAGGAAAUACACUCGACCACCCAGCAACACUUUACAGUACCGGGUGGUUUCCCACGAUCAAAGUAUCCGACUUCUCGUCCGUCGCAAAUACAUUUCGAGAGGGAUAUACAAGUGUACAGAAGGAUGUAAGACUUCCCAAUGUCAUUGAUGAGCUGAUAGAGCAAGCUAUGCCGUUUAUGACUGGGUCGGCGCCUUCCCCGGCAGAUGCUUUGUUGAGUAGUCUUGGGGUGGUGGAAAGCGUGAUAAAACACAAAUACUCCAAUGUGGAAGUAAUGGACUUUGAGAUUGCAUGUGAAGUCCUCACUCCGGCAAUCGACAUAUUCCUUUAUACCUGGCGCGAUCAGAUCACGCUUGCAGCUUAUUUUAAUGAAACUUAUCAGGAGGCCGAGAAGGUCUCGGAAUUCUUGGGGACGGUGCUUGAUAUUUUGAAUGUAGAGUUAGAUCUUGAAUAG